AUGGCCGCCUCUCUCGCCAAGAGCCUUCUGAUCACGGCGGCUCUCGCCCCGGCUGCGGUCGUGGGCGAGACCGUGCUGGGUGUGACCGUCUUCUCCCGGCACGGCGACCGCACCUCGAAGCACUACCCGGGCUACACCCUCACCAACCUGGGCUUCCAGCAAGUUCACCAGGUCGGCGCCGCCUACCGCCAGACGUACCUCGCCGCCGGUGCCCCUAAGCAGAUCCUGGGCAUCAGCGAGGACAAGUACGUCCCGGCCCAGCUCUAUGCCAGUGCUCCAGACCAGAUGGUCCUCCUCAACACCGCCACUGCCUUUCUCCAGGGCCUCUACCCUCCCCUCAACGAGGCCGGCUCCAAUGAGGACAACAAUAGCCUGUCUAUCCAGACUCUCAACAAUGGCACCACCGUCUCCGCCCCGCUCGAGGGCUACCAGUAUGUCGUCCUGCACGGCGAGAACACCGACUCGCCCCAGACCAUCUGGAUCAAGGGUGACGACUCGUGCCCGGCCGCCUCAUCGGCCCAGAAGGGGUACUUCCAGUCCUCUGCGUACAGCACCAUCUUGUCUUCGACCAAGGACUUCUACGCGGGGCUGUGGGACCUCGUGGCCGACGUCUACGACUACAAGCCCGAGAACAUGUCGUACAAGAACGCCUACGACAUCUUCGACCUCAUCAACGUCGCCUCCAUCCACAACCAGUCCUUCCCCGGGAUCAAGCCUCAGGACCUCGCCCAGCUGCGCACUCUCGCCGACAGCUGGGAGGCCGGGCAGAACAUCGACGCUGCCGACCCGACGGACAACAAGUCCAUCGGCGGGCGCACGCUGGCCGGCGCCAUCCUGAACCAGCUCAACCAGACCGUCGCCAGCUCCGGCAAGCUCAAGUUCUCCCUCUUCGCGGGCAGCUACGACACCUUCAUGGCCUUCUUCGGCCUGUCCGGCCUGGCCAAGGUGUCGGACAACUUCAACGGCCUGCCCGACUACGCGAGCACCAUGUCCUUUGAGAUCUUCACCUCGGACAACGUGACCGCGUUCCCCGCCAGCACGGACGACCUGCAGGUCCGCUUCCUCUUCCGCAACGGCUCCGACGCGGGCGCACCGCUCGCGCAGUUCCCCUUGUUCGGCCAGCCCGAGGCCGGCAUGAGCUGGAGCACUUUCGUCAAGGAGAUGCAGACCCGCGCCAUCACCGACGUCGCCACCUGGUGCAGCGUCUGUGGCAGCACCGAGGCAUUCUGCCCAUCCUCCUCCUCCUCCUCUUCGCCAGCCGGCGAUGCCAGCGCCAGCAGUGGCAGUGCUUCCGGUGGCAAUGUGGGUGGUUUGUCUAACACCGUGGCCGGUGUCAUUGGUGCCAUGGUCACGCUCGCCGUCCUCGCGAUCUGCGGUUUCGUCUUCUUCCUCGUGCGCCGCGGCAAGCGCCCUGCUGCUCUCGGUGGUGCUGGUGCUGGCGGCGCCGAGGCUGCCAGGGCUGCGGCCUUGACCAAGGACAAGGCGAGCUUUUCUUCUUAG
Microdochium trichocladiopsis is the source of this 1500-nucleotide messenger RNA. Its product is annotated as histidine phosphatase superfamily. The coding region runs from base 1 to 1500 and encodes 499 amino acids. The transcript has a single exon. Gene Ontology annotation, biological process: dephosphorylation. The record is from RefSeq and is a predicted model, not a curated record. Gene Ontology annotation, molecular function: phosphatase activity. Lineage: Eukaryota; Fungi; Ascomycota; Sordariomycetes; Xylariales; Microdochiaceae.